GUUUGUCUGUAAGGAGUGUUUGUUGGCGAGGUGACCAUCUGGUUGGAACACAGGACAGUGAAAUUUUUGAAAUUGUGGUGAUGAAAGAAACAAACUUUCCUGAUUAUGAAGGGCAUUGUGAAGGUGAACUUUCACUUGCCGUCCAUCCUACUAAACUUGGCUGUGACUGGAAGUAUGAUCGUUCAGUCAGGAUAUGGAGCCUAGUUGAUCAUGCACUUAUAGCAAGGUGUAAUAUGGAAGAACCAAUUCGUUGUGCAGCUGUAAAUGUAGAUGGGAUCCAUCUUGCCCUUGGAAUGAAGGAUGGCUCGUUCACUGUGCUUAGAGUAAGAGAUAUGACGGAAGUUGUACAUAUUAAAGAUCGGAAGGAGGCAAUUCAUGAGUUAAAAUAUUCACCAGAUGGAACUUACCUUGCUGUUGGAUGCAAUGACAGCUCAGUUGAUAUUUACGGAGUUGCUCAGCGUUAUAAAAAAUUUGGGGAGUGUGUCGGAUCACUCAGUUUCAUCACUCACCUGGACUGGUCUUCAGACAGUAGAUAUUUACAGACAAAUGAUGGAAAUGGUAAAAGACUUUUCUAUAGGAUGCCAGGAGGAAAAGAAGUGACAAAUAAAGAAGAAAUAAAAGGUGUUCAUUGGGCUUCAUGGACAUGCGUUUCUGGCCUUGAAGUAAAUGGAAUUUGGCCCAAGUAUUCAGAUAUCAAUGAUAUAAACUCAGUAGAUGGAAACUAUAUUGGCCAAGUUUUAGUAACUGCUGAUGACUAUGGAAUUGUAAAAUUAUUUCGAUAUCCUUGUUUAAGAAAAGGGGCCAAGUUUAAAAAAUAUAUUGGCCAUUCGGCUCACGUAACUAAUGUAAGAUGGUCACAUGAUUAUCAGUGGGUUAUUUCUAUUGGUGGAGCCGAUCACUCUGUCUUUCAGUGGAAGUUUAUUCCUGAAAGAAAACUCAAAGAUGCUCUUCACAUAGCACCCCAAGAAAGUCUGGCUGACUCUAAUACUGAUGAAUCAGAUUCAGAUCUAUCUGAUGUUCCAGAACUGGAUUCUGAAAUUGAACAGGAGACACAGCUCACCUAUCGUCGGCAGGUUUACAAAGAAGAUCUACCUCAGCUUAAAGAACAAUACAAAGAGAAACAAAAAAGUGGCACUUCUAAAAGAAGAGAACGGGCUCCAGGAAAUAGUAUUCGAUUGCACUUUGUUCACGGUUACAGAGGUUAUGACUGUCGAAGUAAUCUGUUUUAUACUCAAAUUGGUGAAAUUGUGUACCAUGUGGCAGCAGUGGGUGUCAUUUAUAAUCGACAGCAGAACACACAGCGCUUUUACCUGGGUCAUGAUGAUGAUAUUCUCUGCCUGGCUCUUCAUCCUUUGAAAGACUAUGUGGCAACAGGCCAGGUAGGUAGGGAUCCCACAAUUCACAUAUGGGAUACAGAGACCAUUAAACCAUUGUCGAUAUUAAAGGGCUACCACCAAUAUGGUGUCUGUGCUGUUGAUUUCUCAGCGGAUGGGAAACGUUUGGUUUCAGUUGGAAUAGAUGAUAGCCACACCAUUGUGCUGUGGGACUGGAAAAAGGGAGAGAAACUUUCACUAGCAAGAGGAAGUAAAGAUAAGAUUUUUGUUGUAAAGAUGAACCCGUACGUGCCUGACAAAUUAAUUACAGCCGGAAUUAAACACAUGAAAUUUUGGCGUAGAGCAGGGGGAGGAUUGAUUGGAAGAAAAGGCUACGUAGGCACACUGGGGAAAAAUGACACAAUGAUGUGUGCAGUGUAUGGAUGGACUGAAGAGAUGGCUUUUUCUGGAACAUCCACAGGAGACGUGUGUAUCUGGAGAGAUGUCUUUCUUGUAAAAACAGUUAAAGCACAUGAUGGGCCAGUGUUCAGUAUGCAUGCAUUGGAGAAAGGAUUUGUAACUGGAGGAAAAGAUGGGGUGGUAGCUCUUUGGGAUGACUCUUUUGAAAGAUGUCUAAAGACCUAUGCUAUAAAAAGAGCUGCUUUGGCCCCAGGAUCAAAAGGUCUUCUCUUGGAAGAUAACCCAUCUAUACGUGCGAUAUCAUUAGGACAUGGUCACAUUUUAGUUGGCACAAAGAAUGGUGAAAUACUCGAAGUGGAUAAAAGUGGCCCAAUAACGCUUCUGGUCCAGGGGCAUAUGGAAGGAGAAGUAUGGGGUUUGGCUACACAUCCUUAUCUGCCCAUCUGUGCUACUGUAAGUGAUGAUAAAACUUUAAGAAUAUGGGAUCUCUCUCCUAGUCAUUGUAUGUUGGCUGUCCGGAAACUGAAAAAGGGUAAGUGGCUCUCAGAUUUGAGUGUAAAUUGUCACAAUUUUCUAACCUUUACAAAUGUAAGACAGUGAUAGUAGGUAUAUAAAAAAAGAGUUCAGUUCCCUUUUGUGGCUCAGCAGGUUAGGAACCAACAUUGUCUCUGUGAGGUUGCUGGUUUGAUCUCUGGCCUCGUUCAGUGGGUUAAGGA
Sus scrofa (pig) is the source of this 2449-nucleotide messenger RNA. Lineage: Eukaryota; Metazoa; Chordata; Mammalia; Artiodactyla; Suidae. The record is from RefSeq and is a predicted model, not a curated record.